This is a messenger RNA of Salvia splendens (bonfire salvia), 2434 nucleotides long. RefSeq names its product ETHYLENE INSENSITIVE 3-like 3 protein. The coding region runs from base 334 to 2295 and encodes 653 amino acids. The record is from RefSeq and is a predicted model, not a curated record. The transcript has 2 exons. Gene Ontology annotation, cellular component: nucleus. NCBI's taxonomy places the organism in Eukaryota, Viridiplantae, Streptophyta, Magnoliopsida, Lamiales, Lamiaceae. Gene Ontology annotation, molecular function: DNA binding; DNA-binding transcription factor activity.
CUCUCGAAUUCAGUGUUUGACCUUGUGCACAAACAUCCAUCUUCUCUACAGUGCUCAGCCCUACAGUUUAUCAUUUUAGAACUGAAGAUGCUAUUGCUAGUGUAAUUCCACAUCAGAACACACAGUGGAAUAUUUCGCUCUCUCCACACCAUACACACACUCACGUAGUCCACCACAAAUCUUUGGCCUUUGCAAAGAGCCAAAGACAUUGUCCUUUUUUCUAAUUUUUAAUUCAUUUUUGUCGAUUUGCGUUUUUCUACUUCACCCCAUUCAUUCAGCCCUUUCCCCUAUCACAAAGAUCCGCCAAAUUCUCAAGAGGGUUUCCGAUUCGACAUGGCUGUGAUGGAAGAUAUUGGAGUUGAUAUGAGUUCGGAUAUUGAAAUUGAUGAGAUAAGGGGUCAGGGAUUAAUAGAGGAGAAAGAUGUGAGUGAUGAAGAGAUUGAUGCUGAGGAAUUGGAGAAGAGAAUGUGGAAGGAUCGUGUGAGGCUGAAGAGGAUCAAGGAGAGACAGAAGCUUGCAGAGAAGCAUAAGGCUAUAUCGUCGACUACAGACCAGGCGCGUCGGAAGAAGAUGGCCCGAGCACAGGAUGGCAUCUUGAAGUACAUGCUCAAGCUCAUGGAUGUCUGCAAGGCUCGCGGGUUUGUGUAUGGCAUCAUCCCUGAGAAGGGUAAGCCUGUUAGUGGUGCAUCGGAUAAUAUACGAGAAUGGUGGAAGGAGAAAGUGAAGUUCGACAGAAAUGGCCCAGCGGCUAUUGCUAAGUACGAGGUCGAAUGCCUCUCUAGAGAGGAUGGGGUAGGUAGUCGCAAGGGGAAUUCACAGUGUGUACUUCAAGACUUGCAAGAUGCUACGUUGGGGUCACUUCUGUCGUCGUUGAUGCAACACUGUGAUCCGCCUCAGCGGAAGUAUCCGUUGGAGAAGGGCGUCCCGCCACCAUGGUGGCCGACAGGAGAUGAGGGAUGGUGGACGAGCCUGAGUUUACCAAGGGGUGUGACUCCUCCGUAUAAAAAGCCACAUGAUCUGAAGAAAAUGUGGAAAGUUGGGGUGCUAACUGCUGCGAUAAAGCAUAUGUCACCGGAUAUUGCAAAGGUUAGGAGACUAAUUAGGCAGUCGAAGUGUUUACAGGAUAAGAUGACUGCUAAAGAAAGCUCGAUAUGGCUGGGAGUUUUGAGCAUGGAGGAAGCUCUUAUUCGGCAGCCAAGCAGUGAGAAUGGUUCAUCUGGUAUUACCGAGAUACGUUUGAAAGGUCGUGGAGGUAAGAAGAGACUUUCAGUAGAGAGCGAUAGUGAUUAUGAUGUUGAUGGUGUCGGUAAUGGCCUUGGAUCUGUUUCAUCUAAAGAUGAUGGAAACCAGUGUAUGGAUAUAGUACCUGUUGAAACUCAGGUUCGUGCGGAUGGAAUAUUAGUCAAAAAUAAAAAGCAUGUCGUUGGUCGCCCAAGGAAAAGAAAAUUCCCAAAAUCAAGCACUGAUAACCUUCAGGAUGCUCCUCUCGACAAAAAUCAACAUGGUGUUCAUGAGGACCUUGUGAUUCUUGUGAAUAAUGACAACACACACUUUAAUGGAUUCGCGACCGUUGAGAGCCAGCCCGAGUCAGAUGGAUUAACUACUCUUGUACCUCACGAGAACGAUGUGGAAAGACAAACUUGCACAGUCGAGCCUAACGUAAACUACCUUCGCCUGUUGCCUUCUUCAAAUUCUGACCCAAUUAGGUCUCUGAUCCCGGAGACAGAACAGUUUCCAUAUACGAUUGAUCAAAGUGGUGACCUAAUGGGGCAGGGUAUCCAUGUGAUUCAUGCUCCUCAAGAUACUCAAUUGCAUAAUAAGCCUCAGUUUCUCCAAUCACAUGACGGAAGACAAAGUUCCGUGUUAAGCCAAGAUUCAACUCUUCCCGAGGGAUCUCAAACUCAUAGCCCCCGUCAUGGGUUAACUUAUCAUCAGCAUUUCUAUAACCCAACGCCUGCAGCUGUUUCAAGCCAUCAAGAGGCAUCAUUCAUUGACACGCGGUAUAAAGCAGAGGAUUCCGGACUCCAUUUACCUAGAAAUGGAAAUGAUAUUGCUGGAGGAGGUUUCCCAGAAUUUGUGAAGGAUGCAUUCCCACAUGAGCCAGAAAGGAACGCGGGUGCACAGUUUCCAUCUCCUCUAGUCAGUUUGACACCCGAGUUACCAGCAUACAGUCCCUUCAGUCUCCAGUUUGAUGGCACGAGUUCCUUAGACACGGGCGACUUUGAGUUUGGUAUUGAUGUGGAUACAGUCGAUGACAGUAAUCUUGCUGAACUGAUGAAGUACUUCGCCUCAUAAGCUGUCGCGCACAGGUAUCAGUUAAUGUGUUUCAGUGCUGAGUGUACAUAUGUUCUGAUCAUGUACAUAUAUUCUAUUUGAAAUAUCAACUCUGGAGAUUCAAUAAAAUAUCUCAACUGAUGAAAUCACAUUCUUGAAA